This is a messenger RNA of Cyclopterus lumpus (lumpfish), 3516 nucleotides long. It is a transcript of the gene igsf9a, whose product is annotated as immunoglobulin superfamily, member 9a. Lineage: Eukaryota; Metazoa; Chordata; Actinopteri; Perciformes; Cyclopteridae. The transcript is spliced from 21 exons. Gene Ontology annotation, biological process: cell-cell adhesion. The coding region runs from base 1 to 3516 and encodes 1171 amino acids. Gene Ontology annotation, molecular function: protein binding. The record is from RefSeq and is a predicted model, not a curated record.
AUGGGGUCAGCGAGAUCACACUUGCAGACUUUCACAGUGGUGGCACUUCUUUGCCUAUGUUUGGCCGCCGGAGGCGCGAGGACGGAGGUGCGUGGAAAGGUCGGAGGUGCGGCGGAGUUGGAGUGUAGUGUUCCUCCAUCGGAGCCAACCGGCGUGACCUCAGCCUCCCUGCACGUGGUCGAAUGGGUCCGACGGGGACUCGAUAUCCCCGUCCUGAUCAAGUUCGGAGCCUAUGCGCCUCGACUCCACCCACAAUAUGAGGGGCGGGCGUCUCUGGUACGAGUCACCGACCUGAGGCUGGAGGAGCUGGAGCUGCAGGACGGGGGCCUGUACGAGUGUCGAAUCCUCUUACUGGAUGAACCCACGGAUGAGCUGCAGAACGGCACCUGGACUCAGCUUUCUGUAACCGCCCCACCCACCUUCACUGAAGCCCCGCCUCCUGUGAUGGAGGCUCUGGUUGGAAGACACCUCUCUCUUGCCUGUGUUGCUAUUGGCAACCCUACCCCGACCAUCACUUGGCUAAAAGAUGACAGUGUGAUUCCAAGAAUAAAUUAUCAGGAAGGAGCCUUAUCUCUGCGAGCAGUGAGCAUGCAGUCAGCAGGACGGUACACCUGCCACGCCUCCAACUCCGAGGGAAACGUGACUCGCAUGACCAAAGUAAAGAUCAAAGGCCCACCUGUUAUUGUCACCCCUCCCACAAGCACCGCUCUCAACAAGUCCCAGAAUGCUCUACUGCGGUGCCAGGCGGUGGCCGACCCCCCCAACAUGACCUACGUGUGGCAGAGAGGAGGAGAGAACGUCCAUCACAUAGAGUCUCUGAAGUCGCGAGUGAAGAUCAUGGUAGAUGGAACUCUACUCAUCUCCAGUCUCAUCCCCGAGGAUUCUGGGAACUACACCUGCAUGCCGACCAACGGCCUGCUGAACCCGCCCACCGCCUCGGCCAACCUCACAGUGAUGCACCCGGCCCAGGCUCUCCCGAUGCCGCAGCGGACGUACCUCCCCACGGGCAUGGAGGGCGUGGUCACGUGCCCAUCGGCCGCGCAGCCUCCGCUGCUCCGGGUGGAUUGGACAAAAGAUGGAGAACCACUCGACCUGUCCUUGUAUCCAGGAUGGACCUUGACACCCGGGGGCUCUCUGCUCAUGACCACAGUCAAUGACGAUACAGCCGGCGUGUACACGUGUACCCCGUACAACAGCUACGGCAGCGCGGGUCCAUCUGAGCCAACGGACGUUAUCCUACAGGACCCCCCGUCAUUCAGCGUCGCUCCAGAGAAGCAGUACAGACAGGAAGCUGGUAGGACCCUGCUCGUCCCCUGUCAAGGGAACAAGGACCCCACAAUUAAAGUCACCUGGAGCAAGGUCGACUUGGCUCGUCGCACUUCUUACUCCGUAGAACCCAACGGUUCUCUUCUCCUGCAGCCGCUCACGAAGGACCACCAGGGGGCGUGGGAGUGCAGCGCCGUGAACCGCGUGGCCUCGGUCAAAGCCGGCACACAAGUCUUUGUCCUGGGAACCAGUCCCCACGCGGCUGCCUCUCUGUCCGUCUCUCCGGGGGUGAGGCAGGCAAACGUUUCCUGGGAGGCAGGCUUUGAUGGAGGAUCAGCACAGACAUUUUCAGUUUGGGUGAAGAAGACUUCAGCGGGCGAUAAUGACGGGAGGCAGGACUGGUUCUCCGUGCCCGUGCCCUCCUCCUCCGGCUGCCGCCUGCAGGUGACGGGCCUGUCUGCCGCCACCGACUACCAGUUCAGCAUCCUGUCUCGCAAUAAGAUGGGCACUGGGCCCUUCAGCGAGAUCGCCGCCGCGCGCACCUCCGAUCCUCCGCCGAAGAGAAGCCAGCUCAAGCCCCCCGCGUCGCUGUCGGCUCAUCGGGGCUCAGCGGGUGUCGUCCUGCAGUGGUCCCUUCCCGAGGCCCAGCACCCUCCCGUCACGGGCUUCGUUCUCCAGUCCCGCACCGAGCGGGGGGAGUGGUUUCACUUGGACGAGGACAUCGGUGCCAACAGUAGCGAGAUCGUGGUUCCGGGUCUGCACAAGGACUGCGUGUACGAGCUGCGGCUGCUAUCUCGUCGCGGGGAGUUGCUGAGCGAGCCCAGUCCAUCAGUCAAUGUCUCCACCAUGGGGAUGGAGAUCUACCCCGCCACAUCACGACUCCUGGAGCUCGUCCCGGAGCCGUUGCUGGCCGGCGUGCUGGGCGGGGUCGGCUUCAUGUGCCUGGCUCUGGUCUUGCUGCUGGGGUCUGCCUGUGUUAUCAGCCGCAAGAGGGACCAGCGUCGCAGAAAGAAGCAGCACGAGCCCCCCCCUGUCAUCUAUAAAUGUUCCUCAUCAAUAAAGACUUCCGUCACUGGCAGUCCAAACAGUGUGUUGAAGACGAGUCCACUUCCAGCCAGCAUCCUCUAUCCCACCACUUGCUCUACCACCACCUCCUCAUCCUCGCAGACAGACUGUUCCUCCUUCAGCCCCGAGAGUCAUCAUCGGCGAAAGCAACUCCCGUCCGCCUACGGCACAGGCCGCCUUACGAGGACAACUUCUUCUCCGAUUCCUUCCCCGAUCGAGUUGAUCUCCAGAGGACCGGAUGGGCGCUUCGCCCUCCUACCGUACGGCCGUGAGGUGCAGAGUGUUCACAUCAAGGAGAGUGGACGGCACGACCAAGCUCGAGUCCGAAGGUCUGCGUCGGUGCACUCGGAGAGGGAAAACGGGAAGCAGCCAGCGUUUGUGCUCUCUGUUGAUCUCCUACCUUGCGAACCAGCAGAGACUGAUUCCACAAAGCAAAGUCUUGGCAUGGCCCAUGGCUUGUCCCAUCACGGCCCAUACAUCUUGGAUCAGAAGGCGAACCACGGUGGCUUUCUCGACUUCAGCAGCCUGGGCUCAAACAGUAGUUUGGCCACCAUUCCUCAUCAAGACAGAGGAGUAACUCCCACAUUUCCAGUGCUCCCACACAUCCGGUCCGGCCUUGGUCAGCCAUCCACGACCGCCAGCGCCCUGGUUCUCCAGAUGGAGCACGAGCGGGAGAGAGGAAACCUGAGUCACUGCCUGAAGCUGGCUCAGGAGAGGGAGGAGCUGGAGAGGGAGCUCCACAGGUACACUCUGGAGAGGGGCUCCAUGAGAGAAAUGAAGAGGGAGCACUCAGACCUGGAGAGCGGUGAGCCCGGACCUGUUUCAGUGCGUCUUCACCCGCGAGUUCCUCUAGUUUUAAGUCCGGCCACCUUCAUCCUGCUCCAUCCUUCACCGAACAGACCCCCCUCCUAUCUCAGGAGCAGUAAAUGCACCGAGGGAUCUAAUUGGGUUGCCGAUGGAGUGCCAGACUCAGCAAAAGCGGAGGAAGCGUUCCCUCAGCCCACUGAUGAAGACGUGUGUGUGGAGAUGAGUGUGGAUGAGCCGGAGUUGGAGGCGUGUGCAAUACGGCCCGCGAAGCCCAUGCUGCACGACAGGAUCGCCUCGCAUGGGCCCAGCUGCUCCGCGAACUCCAGGACCAGAAUCCCGGAGAGCUGUGACCCACGGCUCCAAACUCUGGGACACUAA